AUGGACGAGGAUCUAGAUAAGACGUCAGCUCGUUCCCUAAAGGUCGUGCUAAAGGAAAUUCCCGGGGCUGUGGAAGAGACCAUAGACUCAACAGGAGGGGGAGUCCUGGGUAGCGCGCCGGUCUACAUCGUUACUUGGCGGAAAGUUCCCAUGAGUCUUUGCCAGCGUCCCCCUCCUUUUGUGAGGAAUGGGAUAUUCCGACUCCUUAAGGGCCUGGCGCACAUAAGGGCCACAUCUGCCAGAGCCUGGAGUCUGCGAAGGCCGGGACCCGGUUCCCCGGCCCACCGUGGGGGUGUGCAAACCCGAGAGAACUGGAUUGCGUACCCACUGCAGAGUGCUGGAGACGGGGUAGCCACGAGGUUGCAAAUUCGUGAAGAAUCAGCAUCAUGUUUGGCAGCUGAGUAUUGGAGCCAGGAGCUUGCCAUGAGGUUAUAUUCCCAGAGGAUGUCAGUCCCAAGGACCAGUAGCUGCCAUCAGUUUGGAUUCUGAAAACUAACCGGCAUCAACACUGGGUGUAGAAACAUGCUUGCCUUAUGUAUCAGAGGACAUGCUCAGCAGAUCCAAGAGAUAUAUUUGGCAACUUUUUCUAGAAAAGGCACAUUGGGUAUCAUUCAUUACAUUCUUGAGUUUUUUUGGGUUUUUUUUUUUUUUUUUUUGAGACAGUCUUGCUGUAUUGCCCAGGCUGGAGUGUGGUGGCACAAUCACAGCUCAUUGCAUCCUCAAUCACCCAGGCCUAAGCAAUCCUCCCACCUUGUAGCUGGGACUACAGCUCACAGCACACCUGGCUAAAUUUUUUUUUUUGUUGCGAUGGAUUCUCUAUGUUGCCCAGGCUGGUCUGAAGCUCCUGGGCUCAGAUGGUCCUCCUGCCUCAGCUUCCAAAGGCACAGGCCAAGUUGUAGCUUUGUCCCUUGCCAUCAUGCCCAACAAGAGGUUCUAUACCUUUUAAUGAAUUGACUUUCAUAAAUUGGUUAUGUUGGUGGGCAAGUUCUUUAAGCUGGAAAUUGUAAAUUCCUCCUGAAAUGUUUUUUCAUGCAGUUGCCAUGAACUAAUACUACAAUAAAGGAUGGUCUUGGGUGUCAA
Molecule: messenger RNA, 1080 nt
Organism: Gorilla gorilla gorilla (western lowland gorilla)
Lineage: Eukaryota; Metazoa; Chordata; Mammalia; Primates; Hominidae
Exons: 6
Coding region: 1-489 (162 amino acids)
Source: RefSeq, a predicted model, not a curated record